AUGAAGCGUGAUGGGCAAUGCCUUAGAAAGACCGGGCAAAUAAAUGGUCAUGAUGUGUAUCUUUGGUCUUGCAAGAAUGGUGCACACCAGUGGGAGUAUCCACUAAAAUAUAUUAUGAAAAAAUUCGAAUGGUGUCCUCUUUGCCAUCAUAGAAGCGGUGAACGCCAAUGCCGAUAUAUUUUUGAGGAUCUACUAGGCAAGAAAUUUCCAUCAUGUAGGCCGAAUUUUUUGCAUGGAAUGCAACUUGAUGGAUAUAACGAAGAGUUGCAACUAGGAUUCGAAUUUCAUGGCAAGCAACACUAUAGUCUUAAUUCAAUGUUUCAUAGAAGAGGCCAGAUAGAUUUGGAUGAACAGAGAAUACGCGAUCAGAAGAAGCAGGAUACUUGCAAGGAGCAAGGUAUAUGUCUUAUCGAAGUGCCUUAUACUGCGGAUCUUUUUCCAUACAUUAAGCAUACACUAAUCGAGAAAGGAUUCUUGAGUAAUUCUUCAAGUUAG
Messenger RNA from Rhizophagus irregularis DAOM 181602=DAOM 197198, 495 nucleotides. The record is from RefSeq and is a predicted model, not a curated record. NCBI's taxonomy places the organism in Eukaryota, Fungi, Glomeromycota, Glomeromycetes, Glomerales, Glomeraceae.